AUGAUUUCGCCCUUGUCAAAGACUUCUGCAGUUCAGUCUCGUCGACAGUUUGCCCGAUUUAUCACUUACCUGCAUUCCGGGAGUCGGGUACGUGGUCUUAAGAGAGAUCCGGAAAGUUACUUGAAGAAUCCCAACGGAUUAUCGUACGACUCGCUGAAUCAGGCAGAAAUUCAUGACAGGAUUGUACAGAGCCUGAAACUCAAAGAAUGCGACAUUGAACUGCCCAAGGAAGUCAUUUUGCAAUGUCUGACCCACAAAUCUUUUGCACACGGUUCAAAACCGUACAACGAGAAGCUAUGUCUGUUGGGUGUUCAGUUUUUGAAGUAUCAGGCUGCGAUACACUCUCUGAGGCAGCCGCAGUUACUUUCGCCAGUAGCGCAAGGCAAAAUUCAGCAGUCUAUCAAUGGUCUUAAUUUCACGAACUUGGGCACGCAGCUGUCAAAGCUGUUGAUCUCAAAGCCAGUGGCUGCCCGCUUCAUAAAACAGAAAAAACUGGAUGCGUUGAUAUUUUGGAAGAUGAAAGAUCCGUUGAAAGACUCGCAUCACAAUGGUGAGACUGCAAUUUAUUCAACUGUUUUGAAUGCUUUUAUUGGCGCGAUCUUAGCCACUAAUGGACCAACCAAAGCAAGACAAUUCGUCAACAAAGUUCUGCUGGAUGGAGAAUCGGAGUCUUCGCUGGUACACAUUGCAAAUGAACAAGUGAAAGAACUAGGUUCACAACCUUAA
Messenger RNA from Torulaspora globosa, 726 nucleotides. RefSeq names its product mitochondrial 54S ribosomal protein mL57 (gene MRPL15). Gene Ontology annotation, cellular component: mitochondrial large ribosomal subunit. Bases 1 to 726 code for a protein of 241 amino acids. Gene Ontology annotation, biological process: mitochondrial translation; RNA processing. The transcript has a single exon. Gene Ontology annotation, molecular function: structural constituent of ribosome; ribonuclease III activity. The record is from RefSeq and is a predicted model, not a curated record. Lineage: Eukaryota; Fungi; Ascomycota; Saccharomycetes; Saccharomycetales; Saccharomycetaceae.